AAAAAAAGAAAGAAGUAUGCCGAAGCUUUCCUCAUUUGUGGUCCUAAAUUGCAAAAGGAGCAACAAGAACAUGGUGAGCAAACAGAACGAGUUGCAAUGAGAUUGAUGAUAAUGGCCAGUUUGUUGGAGGACCAAUGUCCAGACACCUCGAUGGAACAGUACCACACCGCUUUGACUAUGUUGGAGGACCUCUCACCUCCAGUUGACUCGCGAAUAAUGGUGCGUUUGUUCGAUGCUAUACGAAAGGCAUACUGGAAGCGUCGCGUCUACACUGAAGCAUUGAACUUCGCUUUAAAAGCGCUUGAACUUUUUCAAACUGAAUUAUCGCACGGUCACCAAGGUCUUGGUCUGGCACAGCAGAAUGUCGGUCAUCUAUAUAGAGCGAUGGGUAAAAUGACCGAAGCUGCAGAAUACUUUAACGAGGGUCUCCUCGUACUUCAGUCUUUCUAUGGGAAUGAUCAUCAACUUGUAAAAAGUAUUAUGGCCGAUAUUGCUAGUCUCAGUCCUGAAGUGUUGGCUGAAAGACAGGCACGCUUUCUCGCGAAGAAAAGACAGGAAAAGGAGAUGCAAUUGAUAGCCAAAGAAUUAGUAAAAGGGUUACUUGAUGGAAAACUUGAUAAACCAUCAAGAAAAAGACGGUGUGUCGUUUUGUAGAGAAACACUGAGAAUUUCAUGUUUCCUGCUGUACCUCCGUUCUUGCAAAAUACCAAAUAAAGCUCUUCGCUAAAACAUACUGUUCAAAAUCAUUGGUCGAUAGACAUUCUAAAAAUGAAGAGAGUUUUCGAAAAAACUUUAGAGAAAGUUUUUCCUCUCAUAUCCUCGAUACUCGCAUAAAGAUUAUUUCAUUUAAUCGGUUGCCAUUCAACUAUCUUUAAGUAAGGGAAAGAUCUUUGAGAUUUGUUGAUAUGUAAGUCAUCUGAUGAAACUUUUUGAUUCGAGCCGACAUUGGUCAACCUCAGCUCGUGUUCACAACCCCUAGUCAAAAUACUUCAUUUAUCUCAUGUGGCUUUUCCCUGACCCAUUGUCAGUAUCGAUUUGAUAUGGAUUUUUUCUUCUUUCAAAAUUACCAUUUUAUCACGUUGAGAGUGAUCCAGUAUUGCCGGAAUGAUGAUGUUUUUCUCUUCAAAAUUUCCAAUUUCGGUUCGACUGGUAACCUGUGAUCAAAUAAUAUGUACAGGGAUUCCCAAAAUUAUAGAUCCUCCUCACAUACAUGAGCAAAGAUCCUUUUCCCAUUUUCAAAACAUGUACUAUAGAUCUAUUAAUAGUAAGUGUGCAUGCCAAUCUUCAAGCACUACUGAGUUCCAAUAUCUCUCAAUUUCAUCACUUGCUAUUCAAAGAAAAAAAUAGAGAAUACUGAAAAAUUGAUGUGCCAUACUUAUAGAUUUCCUUGUGACAUUAAAAAUUUACUCCACAUUGACGCCGCUUUGGAUGCGGGUGUGGGUGUGGGUGGAUGUGGGUGUGGGUGUGGGUGUGGGUGUGGGUGUGAGUGUGAGUGUAGGUGUGAGUGUGGGUGUGGGUGUGGGUGCUGAUGUGAGUGCAGGUGUGGCUGUGGGUGUGGACGGGGUGUCAAGAAGAUUGAGCCACACCCACACCCAUACCCAAGCAGUACGAGAUAUGGUAGCUUUUCAAUAGUGAAAUGAUGAAAUAUCUAGAAUUUGAGGCCAUGUCGGCAAUCAAAUAUUUCUUACAUGAGACAGUUCAAACUAUGUAUGCUUUUAAAUAAUGAGUAUAAUAAGAUGUGUUGUAAUUAACCCUAGUACUACCAGCCUGGGUCAUUUUUGACCCAUACGUAAAAAUGUGAAAAUACACUUAAAAUAUUUUGUUAUAUCCUGGUUUUUGGAAGCAACCGAUAUUCAGGAAGAUGAUGGGUCACGCUCCCUCUACUAGUAUCUCUUACAAAUUAAUGUGUUGUCGAAUCUAAAAAGAAGUAUUUGCUUUUUAUAUCAUUAGAAGUCUUCGAUACGAUAUCAUGUCUUCAAUAGGCAAUACUCAUACAAGAAGAAAGGAGAACAAGUUAAAUUUUCAAUGACUCAUUUACUAUUCUAACCAUUAAAAUUCAAUCUUUUAGAGUGGUUACCAGCUAUCCAAUUAGGAUGGUAGAUGAUUCAUUCAAUUAUGGAUGACUUGCCUCUCUUUUUUUUUCUUUUGAAGUUCUUAUUUAUUGAUCUUUUUUUUUCAUACUCAACUUUAUAUACCAAUUUAUUUUCUUUAGCUGAUAGUAGUUCAUCUAGUGCGUCUUUAUUUACAUCUCUUUUAUAGAUUGAAAUUUCUUUUUCAUAUACAAUCUGAAUAAACUGUUCAGAAUAUUAUAAAACAAUUAUGAACAGUUAGAUUGAAGAUGAAAGUGAUGGUGAAGAUUCUUAUGACCAAGGAAGUGCUUCGGAAACGCAAGACGCUGAAAGUCAAACAUCAGAAGAAGAUGAUGAAAUUGAUUUAGAAAAUCUUAAAUUAGACGACGAUUCUACUCCAAAAAGUUUAUAUAGUUCCAAAUCCGGAAUCACCUGGUCUUCAAUUCCGUAUCCUUCAAAGAAAGCAAAGUCUUCAAAUGAUACAAGUGAAAAGGCUGGACCUACCAAACUCACGGAAGAUGUAUCAUCUAUUCAAGAUGCAUUUAUUUGUUUUAUAUCGGAAAAAAUUAUACAAAAAAUUUUGAUUUAUUCUAAUAUGGAACGUACUCGAAAUAUCGCUUCCAAUGAAAAAUCAGAAGAUAUAACAAUGAUGGAACUAAAAGCUUUUAUUGGACUUUUCUUACUUGCUGGUUUAUUAGGAAAAUCGAAAAAAAACAUUAAAUCAUUAUGGAAAAGAAGUCCGUUGGAGUCUCCAAUAUUCAAAGCUACUAUGGGAAGAAGCCGUUUUGAAAAAAUUAUCUCCUGUUUAAGAUUCGAUGAUAAAACAACAAGAGAAGAAAGGAAAAAAACCGAUAAAUUUGCAGCAAUCCGUGAAAUCUGGUCAGAUUUCGAAGACAAUAUAAAAACAUGUUAUGUACCAGGACCUUAUGUUACGAUUGAUGAACAGCUAUUACCUUUUAGAGAAAAAUGUCCGUUUCGUCAAUUUAUUCUGAAAAAACCUGAUAAAUAUGGAUUGAAGUUUUGGUUAUGUGUUGAUGUACAAACAUAUUAUGUAUUCAAUGCAUUUCCUUACCUUGGACGACAACCAGAUCAAGAAAGACAAACAAAAAUAGGUGCCAGUGUUGUUUUAGAAUUGCUGAAACCACUAUAUGGUUCAAAUAGAAAUGUUACAAUUGAUAAAUUUUUUACAAGUGUUCAAUUAGCCAAAGAACUUCAAAUGAGGAACCUGACUCUUAUAGGAACAUUACGAAAAAAUAAACCAGAAAUACCUAUGGAAUUCCAGUCAAAUAAAAAUCGUGAGAUUGGUUCUUCACUAUUUGGUUUUCAAGAUGAUCUAACUUUAGUUUCAUUUGUACCCAAACAAAAUAAAGCUGUAUUAGUACUUUCCUCAAAACAUCAUGAUAAUCAAGUGGAUAUAAAAACUGGAAAGCCAAUUAUUAUUUUGGACUAUAAUAAAACAAAAGGAGCUGUCGAUACUGUCGAUCAAAUGUGUCAUAAAUAUACAGUGAAAAGAGGUACAAAGCGAUGGCCACUUUGUAUCUUUUUUGGAAUGAUAGAUAUUGGUGCUAUAAAUGCUCUGGUCAUAUGGAAGACGAAAAAUCCUCAAUGGAAUGAAAAUAAAAAAUAUCAACGUCGAUUAUUCCUGGAAGAAUUAGGAUUAAAUAUUGAACACGCAUUAGCUAUUGUCGGUUAUCCUAUGGUGAAAAAUCUACCAGAACCAAAUGGAAAUUCUACACAAUCAAAAAAACGAAAACGAUGUUCGAUUUGUGAAGAUCCAAAGGAUAAAAAAACUUCAAUUCAAUGUUCUCGUUGUUCCAAAUUUGUUUGUAAUGAACAUUCUGUAAAAAUCAUUUAUUGUGCUAACUGUGCCAAAUAA
This is a messenger RNA of Rotaria sordida, 3945 nucleotides long. The record is from the annotation of a GenBank genome assembly. NCBI's taxonomy places the organism in Eukaryota, Metazoa, Rotifera, Eurotatoria, Philodinida, Philodinidae.